This is a messenger RNA of Monopterus albus (swamp eel), 3178 nucleotides long. It is a transcript of the gene mlip, whose product is annotated as muscular LMNA-interacting protein. The coding region runs from base 42 to 2366 and encodes 774 amino acids. The record is from RefSeq and is a predicted model, not a curated record. The transcript is spliced from 10 exons. Lineage: Eukaryota; Metazoa; Chordata; Actinopteri; Synbranchiformes; Synbranchidae.
GAGAGGCUUUCAAGGCAGAAGUAGUCUUUAUCAAGGACUUCAUGGAGGGAGGAGCAGGAAACAUAACCCAACCAGAGACAAAAAGUCAGUGGAAGCCUUCACUGGAUCCCAUGAGCCUCUCUGACACCAAAGCCUCUCCUUCAGUCAGCUCUCAGUCUGAAAAUACAUCCAGUCAUUUAGCUGCCCUGACGGCCUCUAUGGAAACAGCUGCUGAUAAACACAAGGGCACUUCGCAGCAGCAGCGUCGCGAUUCCUCUGAACGUGCUGAGGUUAGCUUGGGUUGCUUUGUAAAUAGAGCGUCUGUGUCGGAAGACAAAAUGAGCCCCACAGACUCCACAGACCUGUUCCCCACACCGGCUUCAUCCAGAGAGUCCAUCCUCUCAGAGGGCUCAGACAAAGAGAAGAGCUGGUCUGCCAUGCGCCUUUCCUCUGUAACCUCUCCUGUCACUUUAAGCUGCACUAUCUCUGCCUGCUCAUCUGUCCGCUCUGGCAUCUUCUCCCCUGCUGUCGUCCAGUUCAGGAGGCAUUUUCUGGCUCCUGGCACUAGUCUGGUUAACAUCCCUCAAACCUGUUUCUCAUCCUGCGGGAGCCUGUCCUGCUCCGUCUGUCCCCAGUCCCGUCCACGGCGCCGGCCUCCUCUCACCCGACUCUCCCUCCUCACUGCCAUUCUGAGGAAAGGUCGUCUUCCUGUUCUAUCGUCUGCCCUGAAGAGGCCUUACACCCCCUGCUGGCCUGUUAACCCUGUGACCCUGUCCUUCUGUAAAGCCUGUUCUGCAGCUUCCAGUGUGGCCUCCAUUCCCCUGGAGAUUUCCUCACGGUUCCCCUCAUCACCAUCGACAGAUUUUCAAAGCCAGGCUCACAGGAAACCUAAUAGAUCUGUCACUGCUCCUCAACCUCAAGUUAAAAGAUGCUCGGAACAUAUUUGCUCAAGCAGUGUGCCUAGAAGGGAGCAGGUUACAUCACCCCCACCAGUGAAGCGCAACACACUACUCCCACCUCCACUGCCUAUGUUUUGUUCAAACUUCAAAUCUGUUUCUCUACCAAAGCAUGAAGAAAUAUCAGACUGUCCAACUUCCAAUCACACACACAUAUCCAUUUCCAAGUCCCACGAGCUGAAACCCAGCAACCUGCACAUGUACCUCAAGGGCCAUGCAGAUAAUAACCUCAAAGAACUCAUCCCCCCAUCUCCUAAACUUAAUGAGCAAAAAACCUCUGCACCCAAGAAGCAGAGUCACUCGUCUAAUUCAUCUCUUUUAAGGCUUCGGCUGCUUUCUGAACGACUGAGAUCUCCACCGGUCUGCCCUCCUCAGCCUCAGAUUUCUCAAUCAGACCCCCCCGGUGUCGCAGUGUUCUCUGCACACACAGAUGCACCAUCACCUCCGACUCCUUUACAAACCAUCACAGGGAGGUGUGAGUCAGAGAGGAGCUGCCCUGAUUCCAAAGGUUCCACACCGUCUCAUGGCUUUCACAAAGCUCACUGCCUGCCCCCCUCAUGCUACAUACCCAUUGUUUUCCCUGGAUGGCCGUCGCCCACCAGCUCCCCCACGCCUACGCCUUCCCCUGCUCCACCAGUCAGAGAGCUAACCCUGUCCCCUGCUUUCUCCCUGAGCCCCACGCCCUCCCCACGGCCAGGGAGUGGAAUAUCAGACUGCAGUGACAGGGACGGUAAAAAAAGAAAGACACACAAGAUUAAGCCAGGCUACAAAUCGCUCGCUGCAAUUCCCACAAACACCCUUCUGUUGGAUCAGCAGGCGAUUGAUGAGCAGGUAGAGAGAGCAACCAGCUCCUGUGACACGUUGGACAGAAGUGUUUCAGACACCCACAGUGAGAUGUGCUCACCUGCUCAGCUCCGGCAAAAGUCAGAAGAACUUUACACAGUUAUUGAUGAGAUAUUGGCAAAUUCCAUUCCACCAUGCAAAACAUCCCCAUCACCUCAGCUGGCUGGAUCAUCAACGACCAGCGCUGGUUUCCAGCAGAAUAAGUCAUCACUUCCAAAGUCCUUGGGACGUGAAACCAAAUAUGCAUCUAUAUGCAGCUUGCACCCAUCUACUGGUGUGGGAAGAAAGCUGACAGAUCCUAAAACGACAAAGCCGGGCAUUAUUCGCCCAAUGACGGCCAUUCCAAGACUGACAGUGGAGGAUAAAGAAGAAUUUCAUCCAAAGCCGCUUAGGCGCUUUGUUGCAAAGCAGACUUUAACUGACUACAGAAAGGUGGAAAAUAUGCAUCCUGAAGAGGCAGGGAAAGGUUUUUACACAAGUUCCAAAGGUCAAGUAUUGAAAGAAGAGAGGAAGUCAGAAAGAAAAAGUUCAUUCUCAGCAUGUGAUUUGCAGAUUACAGAGCCGGAAGACCAGUCAGUCACUCUAUGAAAGAUGCUACAACGUCGUUAAGUCCUACUCACAGGUGCAUGGAAGCAUUUGAAACACCUGAAUUACUGAAGUACAUCUCCAUAUGUAUGGCUGUGUAGUCUCCUACGAUAAACUGUGGUUUUAGCACUCAAACCAGCUACCACAAAAUUUUCCUGUCUGAAGUGACAAGUGUCAGAAUUGACUGGCUCUAGCCAACUGAUCAGCACCAUCAGUUGGUAGAAAACACCAUCUCUGGCUGAGUUGGCCGGUUUCCUGCAGAUGUAUUUUAAAAUGCAAGUCAACUUGAUGGAUGCAUGCAUGUAUGACAUGCUGAAAGCCUGAAGCUAAGGCCCAUUUACUUUCCCACCUCCGCACAGCUGGCCAAUCAUGACACAAAGUAUGUGUGAAUGUCAGACUGCUGGUUUCGGUUACAAAAAUAGUCAGGCACAGGCCUCAAGAAAGCUGUUGCAGGAUAGGGUUGCCAAAGCUAUUCGCCUAUCUGAUGCCCUGUUGUGAUAUAGUAUGCUAGCACCUUAAAGCCACAUGUCCCAAAGAAAAAGGGCAUCAUCACCAUCACCACCAUGUUUCAUGUAUAGGACUAAAUAAAUAGCACUGUUCUCGUAUUGCAGUGUCAAACUAGUAUUAUGAAUACAAUAAGGAAAAAAUGUAAGGUCGGACUGUUAUUUCAUGUGUCAACGUUACUUGGACAAGCAAAACAGAGGUUCAUGUUAGCUUUAUGCUCUGUUCAUAUUUUAACCAGUAUUGUUGAUGUGUAACAUGGAUAACUAACUGAGGUUAACAGACUGUAAACUUGCCCAAAUUCAUUAAAGAUG